Molecule: messenger RNA, 1618 nt
Organism: Actinia tenebrosa (Australian red waratah sea anemone)
Lineage: Eukaryota; Metazoa; Cnidaria; Anthozoa; Actiniaria; Actiniidae
Product: small ribosomal subunit protein mS25
Cellular component (GO): mitochondrion
Molecular function (GO): structural constituent of ribosome
Source: RefSeq, a predicted model, not a curated record
GGCUAAGGAAGCCUGAGUACUAGCUUUAUCCGCUGCUUUAAAAUAUCACGGGCUCAGUAUUCAAAAUGGCGGACGAAACUGCAUGAUUUUUGAUUUUCUUCCUAAAAGUGUUUAGAAGACUCGAUCGCUAGGAUGCCUAAGGGAAAGUUCCCAUUUCGGCGAACGUUUGAGUUCCUGUCUGCAGGGAGAGUGAUUUUAAAGAAAGACAUUCGUUCAGUUAUGCUGUCGUACACGCAUAAAGACGAGAGCAAAGGACUAAGGAACUUCAUCUAUAAAGAUUUACCGCAAAUUCAGUUCAAGAACAACGCARUUCAAUUUAUAACGUGGCGAAAUAGAACUGAGCUAAAUCGUAUUGUUAUCUGUUUAGGCGAUGGACGUAAAGUUCUGAUUGAUGUUGAAAAUAAGAAAGGUCCUGAAAUCUUGGACAUAUUUGAUAAAGUGGCUGGAGCUACAGAAAGUGAGCUUCAGAUCCGAAGGCAACCCAAGUAUCCUGGACGAAUCAACCCAGCAAAUUUUGGCAAAUAUGGCCAUUGUUAUUGCAUAUGUGAAAAACCAGGGCAAGUUCCUUGUCCAUCAAGAGUACCGAGGCCUGAAACUAGAAAAACAAAACCAUGGCAAGAAAAAGAAGCGAGUUAAUUCUUGAACUAGAAAUAUUAAGAACAAUGUAGCAUGAAUGGUUCUUUUAUAUUGCAAGUAUUUAUAUGAUUUUGGAACUAAACAARAGUAACAAAGAAAGGAAUUAACAUUGUGGCAGUCUAUAAAAAUUUCAAGUUUUUAUUGAUACACUGAAAUAUCCUCCUGGCWGAUCAAAGUCUAGGCAUGGCUAACUCCCAGAUCAACCCUGAAACAACUUCUGGGUUGAUCAGGGUAUGUACAGUAUAACUCACAGAUCAAACUCUGAAACAACCUUUGGGCUGAUCUAAGUCRAGGCAUGGCUAACUCACAGAUUGAAUUAGAACCACAGAGAAAAGCCCUUGAAUCAAGGGAGAGUUUUUCUCUUGCAAACUGUGUUUUUUUGGGAGGGGGGAGUAGGAAAGGGGUUUAAUUUCCCAAGCUCUUUGUUCCUCUUCUGCCAUAAUAUCCCUCCAUAACUUUUCCUCUCACAAGAAAAAUAGUUGGGUACAUUAGAAUGCAGAGUUAGAGGUGUUAAGAGUACUCAAAGAUAAACUUGUAAGAMUAAAAAACUUGGCAAGAAAUURGUAAAAUCUUAAAAAGAUCCAAUCUAAGAUCAGGCAAGAUCUUGCAAACUUGCUACAUCAUAUAACAUUCUUGCAAGAUCUGUUUAUCUAGCUACAUCAUAUAUCAUUCCUGCAAGAUGAGACUUAUCUUGUAAGAUCUUGUAAGUCAGUAGACUCCCAAGGCUGGGGUCAUCAUUCAGGGUUAAUGAAGACAAAUAACAAUAGCCACAAACAACGAGUUUGAAGCCAAACAAUUGAUACCCUGCAAUACAAAGACCCUAAACCAAAAUACAUGUACAGUAAAGCUUGCUACACCAAGAAGACCCCUUUUGACUUUCAUCCUCAGGAUGAGGAGGGAUGGCUGCACAAUACCACAAUGUACUGUAUAUGCACAAGUAUCAUUACGAUAAUAUGACAUCAGUAAAUCCUCCUUUAUCAUA